Molecule: messenger RNA, 1412 nt
Organism: Myripristis murdjan (pinecone soldierfish)
Lineage: Eukaryota; Metazoa; Chordata; Actinopteri; Holocentriformes; Holocentridae
Product: metaxin-1-like
Exons: 8
Coding region: 49-1002 (317 amino acids)
Biological process (GO): mitochondrion organization
Cellular component (GO): SAM complex; cytoplasm
Source: RefSeq, a predicted model, not a curated record
CGCUCUCCGAAGAGCUUCCGGUAUGAAAGGGCAUCACCUCGGAGAAAGAUGGCGGCGCCGUUGGAGCUGUACUGCUGGAGAGGAGACUGGGGUUUACCGUCCAUAGAUACCGAGUGUCUCACCGUCCUGGCAUAUUCUAAGUUUGCUGGUGCUCCACUCAAAAUUCACAAGAUUACCAACCCCUGGAAAAGCCCCACAGGAACCUUACCUGCUUUGAAAACCAGAGAGGAGGGCAGUAUUUCAAAACCCAGUAAUAUCAUCAUUCACCUCAGAAAACAGAAAUAUAAUGCUGACUAUGACCUCUCAGCCAAGGAGGGGGCAGACACUCUGGCUUUUGUGUCUCUACUGGAGGAGAAACUGCUGCCUGCUUUGAUUUACACCCAGUGGGUGGACUCCAAAAACUACGUUGAUGUGACACGGUCCUGGUAUGCAGAGAAUAUAUCUUUCCCCCUCAACUUUUUUCUGCCCAACCGUAUGCAAAACCAGCAGCUGGAGAAGCUGAGGCUGGUUAGAGGAGAUCCCAUGCUGGAGCCAGGGGAGCAACUGGAAAAGGAGCUCUAUCGAGACGCCUUAGAGUGUAUGACUCUGCUGUCUCAGCGCCUGGGCUCUCACAAGUUCUUCUUUGGUGACUUUCCAUCCUCAUUGGAUGCCUAUGUGUUUGGCCACCUAGCUCCUCUGCUGAAGAUCAAACUGCCCAAUGGAAAGCUCCAGCAGCAUCUGAACUCCCUGGACAAUCUGAGGAACUUCUGCUCCAACAUCCUGCUGCUCUACUUUCCAUCAACAGGCCAAGACAACUCAAGCCACAAAACACCCACCCAUGCAGAUGGCAGUGACUUUGACAGUGAACCACACUUAAGACGCAACCAGAUCCUGUCUGCACUGUUUGCAUUUGGAGCCAUGCUAGGCUACGCUAUUUUAACAGGGAUUGUGAGCAUUGAGCGGGUCCAACCCCAAAGAGCUCUGCAGGCACGAAAGCGUGCUGAUGACGAAGAAGCGGACUGAGCCAGCUCCAGGUCAUCUUUUUCAAGAGACAUGAGUGCUUUCACAUACUUGUAAUGUACUUUGGAAGAUUGAACGGGGGUAAUGGAGUUGCAUUCCUCAGUAACCCAACCACCAGUAAGGUGGUAAACUUUUGUAAUCAGAACCGCUAACAUGCCAAGAAGGUAGCCUCUGUUUUACUGUUUACUAUUUUUUUCUCUUUGCCCCCAGGAGGUAUACUAUCACCUACCUCUUAAUCUUCAAGGACUAUUUAUGUAAUUCAAAAAUGGUAUGUAACCUUGCUUGUGGAUGUUAAUGUGACUGGGGGUGGGGGGGCUGAUCCUUUCUUGUGAUGUUUUGUCAGGUUUCACUUUGGCAAACGGGAUGUUGACUUGAUUUCAGGUCAUUAAUAAUAAAAUUGUUGAAACAUCUCA